CCUUGAGCUCGUCGACGAUGUACUUGACCAUGGCCUUGGUGUCGCCGGGGUGGGCGUUGAUGGCGGCCUUGGUGACGGCAUCGAGCUGGGGGAGGUUGAAGACGUAGAACUUGUCGACGUUUUGGUCGAGGACGUAGAAGAUGGGAGCCAGGACGGCGAAGAGGAUGGCGAACCACUUGAAGAAGGUGGUGAGACUGCUGCAGCAGCUCUUCUGGCUGCAAGCACAGGCGGUGGCCUUCUUGGCCGGGGAAGAGGAUUUGGGUGCCAUUGUGAUGUUUGGAGAUACAAAGGCAAGGAGGAGAGGGAUGGGGGGGAAGAGAGAAAGGAAGAAAAAGAGGAAUUGAGCCCACUAAUUGUAUAGGAAAUUCAAAAGCGCGAGCUGUCGCGCGCCUCGCACAUCACUUCCCCUUUACCGUUGCGCUGGCUCAGAGUGGGCGGUGAGCGGGCUAGACCGGGGUUUAGCUUGAGCUCCUGUGGAGUUAUCAGAUGAGCUGGACCAACGGAUACGCAGGGAUAAAAACCCACAGGACCCUUGAGCUGGCAGAAUCGGCUUGGCAAGCAGGAUUGCAUCUUUUUUUCGGCCUCCAACUCACGCUGACAGAACCUGUCGAACCAUCCGGAUAUCGCAUUCCCGACAUUUGCCAAGGCUCUCAUCACUUGGUAGCUCUCACUUUUUUUCAAACCAACGGCACUCACAUCUGGCAUAUCGAAUUUUCCACACCCCAGGCGGCACUUUCCGAUCGAGUUUCAAAGCAGUUGUUUUGAAAACCCCUCCAUUGCGAUAGAAGCGAGUUGAAGGGCGAUAAGGAUACUCGCUAUCAUGACAACAUCAAACCCCACCUUGGCCAUCCCAGGCCAGCUCUUGGGUUCAACAUCCCGAUACCAGCCCGGGCCAGGGACUCACAUUCACAAUCACAACGUUCAUGCUUCGCUCAUGGGCACAGUACACAUCGCUCAACCUGCUAAAGCUCCAGGACCAGUGAAGCGGCUCACAAAAAUCACACCGGCCCCGGCCCCUGCGGAGCUCCCCACAAUCUCGGUGACGGUCCCCACGCGGUCCGCGGGCUCCGACCCCGCCGGCCAAAAGAAGCGCGAGGUGCUGCCCGAGGUAGGGAAUGUGGUACUCUGCAGAGUGAUUCGCAUCACACCGAGGCAGGCUGUUGUUGCGAUACUGGUGUGCGGCGACACGGUGCUGGAUGCUGAAUGGCAGGGCUUGAUCCGUGUGCAGGAUGUCAGGGCUACAGAGAAGGACAGGGUCAAGAUCUAUGAGAGCUUCAGACCGGGGGAUAUCGUCAGGGCUGAAGUGAUCUCACUGGGUGACCAGGCUAACUAUUAUCUUUCCACUGCUCGUAAUGAGCUGGGUGUUAUUUUAGCCACGAGUGAAGCCGGCAAUGCGAUGCAUCCUGUCAGUUGGAAGGAGUACCGGGACCCGGAGACCGGCUUGACUGAGUUGAGAAAGGUUGCGAAGCCAUAUUGA
Podospora pseudopauciseta is the source of this 1477-nucleotide messenger RNA. RefSeq names its product exosome 3'->5 exonuclease subunit ski4 (Csl4) (gene CSL4). Lineage: Eukaryota; Fungi; Ascomycota; Sordariomycetes; Sordariales; Podosporaceae. Gene Ontology annotation, biological process: RNA processing. The coding region runs from base 821 to 1477 and encodes 218 amino acids. The record is from RefSeq and is a predicted model, not a curated record. Gene Ontology annotation, cellular component: cytoplasm; nuclear exosome (RNase complex). Gene Ontology annotation, molecular function: RNA binding. The transcript is spliced from 2 exons.